AUGAAACCCCCGGUUGUGGGGUUCUUAGAUGAAGAUUAUGCGAGAGUGUCCCUUCCCCAUAUUGAUGCCCUGGUCAUUAUGUUGCAAGUGGCCAACCACAUUAUCCACCGGAUAUUUGUGGAUAACAGAAGUUCAACCGACAUCCUGUAUUGGUCGGCAUUCACUCAUAUGGACAUAAGUCGAGAUAAGAUUGUCCCAUCCAGAUAUCCUUUGAUGGGCUUCGCAAGGGAGCAAGUUCAACCAGUUAGCUCUAUUGAACUCCCGGUAACAACAGGGGACCACUCGAGACAAAAGACUAUAAUGGUCAAGUUCCGGGUGAUAGGCCAUCCCUCGGCCUACAACGCAAUCCUUGGAAGGACGGCUCUCAACAAGCUAAAAGCAGUCACCUCCACGUCGCAUCUGAAUAUGAAGUUUUUGAAUGAGCACGAAGUCGGGAAAGUCAAAGGGAGACCAAUGGAUGUGUUCGCCUGGAGCCUUGAAGAUAUGCUGGGCAUUGAUCCCUCAGUAUUGACUCACAGGCUAAAUGUUAAUCCGAGUCACCGGCCAAUCAAACAGAAGAGGAGAAGUUUCACUCCCGACAAGAAUGAGGCAAUGUCAAAAGAAGUAGAAAAGCUCCUGCAAGCUGGGUUCAUUCGAGAAGUCGAUUAUCCUGACUAG
Molecule: messenger RNA, 657 nt
Organism: Alnus glutinosa
Lineage: Eukaryota; Viridiplantae; Streptophyta; Magnoliopsida; Fagales; Betulaceae
Exons: 2
Coding region: 1-657 (218 amino acids)
Source: RefSeq, a predicted model, not a curated record